GUCAUAUUAACAUUAUAUUUAAGAUGUCCGAUAAGUCCUUUUUAAUAGAUUUUUUUGCGGGAGGAAUAUCUGCUGCAAUAUCAAAAACAGCCGUAGCUCCUAUAGAGCGAGUAAAAUUAUUGCUUCAAGUGCAGCAUUCGUCAAAGCACAUCAAGGCUGAAGAUCAAUAUAAAGGGAUCAUGGAUGUUCUUAUUCGAGUACCUAAAGAGACUGGUUAUUUGAGUUUAUGGAGAGGAAAUCUGGCUAACGUUAUUAGAUACUUUCCUACACAGGCAUUAAAUUUUGCCUUUAAGGAUAAGUUCAAAGAGAUAUUUAUGUCUGGUAUCCCAAAGGAACAAUUUUGGAAACUAUUUGCUGGUAAUUUAGCAGCAGGAGGUGCAGCAGGAGCAUCGUCGCUUCUUUUUGUUUAUCCCCUUGAUUUUGCCCGAACAAGAUUAGGUGUUGAUAUUGGAAAGGGGAAGAAUAGGGAAUUUCAAGGAUUAUCGGAUUGUCUUAUAAAAGUUUAUAAAAGUGAUGGUCCUAUAGGAUUAUAUAGAGGCUUCGUUGUCAGUGUUCAAGGAAUUAUUAUAUAUAGAGCAAGUUACUUUGGUUUAUACGACACCAUAAAAUCAGUAUAUCUAUCUAAAUCCAAAUCCUCGUCACUUUUAAUUAGUUUUUUGAUUGCUCAGCUUGUAACGACAGCAUCGGGUGUUAUAUCGUAUCCCUUUGAUACUGUACGUAGAAGAAUGAUGAUGCAAUCUGGUUUGCCAGUAAAUAAAAGAAUGUACAAAAAUACUUUGAAUUGCUGGAUCGUCAUUGCUAAGGAAGAAGGCACGCUUGCUUUUUUUAAAGGAGCUCUUUCAAAUGUAAUACGUGGAACUGGUGGUGCACUUGUUUUAGUUUUGUAUGAUGAAAUUAAGAGAAUAAUAAACAAUUCAAUAAAAUAAAAACGUGAGAUUAUGAAAGUA
Molecule: messenger RNA, 947 nt
Organism: Ceratosolen solmsi marchali
Lineage: Eukaryota; Metazoa; Arthropoda; Insecta; Hymenoptera; Agaonidae
Product: ADP,ATP carrier protein-like
Exons: 4
Coding region: 24-926 (300 amino acids)
Biological process (GO): mitochondrial ATP transmembrane transport; mitochondrial ADP transmembrane transport; negative regulation of mitochondrial outer membrane permeabilization involved in apoptotic signaling pathway
Cellular component (GO): mitochondrial inner membrane
Molecular function (GO): ATP:ADP antiporter activity
Source: RefSeq, a predicted model, not a curated record